Molecule: messenger RNA, 219 nt
Organism: Prunus armeniaca (apricot)
Lineage: Eukaryota; Viridiplantae; Streptophyta; Magnoliopsida; Rosales; Rosaceae
Source: the annotation of a GenBank genome assembly
AUGUGGCUAGGGAACGAGCCGUCCAACUGGGGGACUAACUCUCAACCAGCACGUACAGCCGAGACCCUCAAAACUCGUACACCUGUGACCAGUCCUACGCGCGCAGACUACCCUGUUAAGGGUCCACGAACCCCUGUCAAGGGCAUCCGAGUUCCAACACAUUCCAAUAUCUUCCAUAUCAAUUCCAAAGUCCCAAAUCCGAGGAGGUACAUAGGGUAG